AAGCCCAAUUUCAAAGCCCACCCGUCCUACUGUUGCUUGAAAAUUGGAAAUUGGUUGCGGGGGUUUUUGCAGGAACCCAGAAAUUUGAGCUGAUUUUUUUUCCCUUCUUUUUUGAGGUGAUAUUUUGUAAGGCUACCUUACUGAUAGACACUAGCAGCUUCAAACUUCUAGAUCAAUGCUCCAGACACUAUCGACAGCAUCAUCAUUAUGGAAUCCAUCUCAGAGGAGUGCAUGUUUAGAAAUCGUGGAAUUUCAGAGGUCUCAAUUAUCAUCUCUGAGUCCGUGUCCUUUUUAUUUGAAGUUUGGCAGCAAAUCAGUUCAGAAAGGUAGGGCACUUGUUUCAGGAACUUUUCCAUAUGCCUGUCAGAGGCCUAAACAGUACCCUGCCGGCAAGAAGCCAGGGGAAUAUCCCCAAAAUAUGGAUCUUCCACCAGUACUGCCUAAGAAAAAGAAGAAACCUUAUCCUAUUCCUUUCAAAGAGAUCCAGAAAGCUGCGAGGAAGGAUAAGAAACUUGCUGAGAGGGGUAUAGAGAAGCCACUUCAGCCUCCUAAAAAUGGAUUACUUGUUCCUGAACUUAUUCCUGUCGCAUACGAGGUGUUAGAUGCAUGGAAACUUUUGAUUAAAGGUCUUGCACAGCUUUUGUAUGUCAUUCCUGUUUACGGUUGCAGUGAGUGCUCUGAAGUUCAUGUGGCUCAUAGUGGUCAUAAUAUUCAGGAUUGCAAAGGUCCAAGUAGCUCAAAGCGCCGUGGUUUACAUUCAUGGGUGAAAGGUUCCAUCAAUGACAUUCUUAUCCCCAUAGAAUCAUAUCACCUUUAUGAUCCUUUUGGCCGGCGCAUCAAGCAUGAAACACGGUUCGACUAUGACAGGAUUCCUGCUGUUGUAGAGCUAUGCAUCCAAGCCGGUGUGGACAUCCCAGAGUACCCUUCACGACGAAGAACCAAUCCCAUCAGAAUGAUUGGAAAGAAAAUAAUCGAUCGUGGCGGAUACGUUGAGGAGCCUAAGCCAUGGCGUGCAGUGGAUCCAUCCUCUUCCUCAAUUAUAGAUCUCGACACAUGUGGAGCUUGCGAGCGAUUUCCACCGCCCUCACCCGAAGAUGUACCCAUCAUUGCACAGGAAACAAUGAAUGCACAUGAGACAGUUCAAACAGGUGUUACGAAGUUGAUGAAGAAGUACACGGUGAAGGCAUGUGGAUAUUGCUCGGAAGUCCAUGUAGGGCCAUGGGGUCACAAUGCUAAACUUUGCGGAGAAUUUAAGCACCAGUGGAGGGACGGGAAGCAUGGUUGGCAGGAUGCCACGGUCAGUGAAGUUUUCCCACCAAAUUAUGUGUGGCAUGUUCAAGACCCAAAGGGACCUCCCAUGAGAAGUGCAUUGAAGAGAUAUUAUGGCAAGGCUCCUGCUGUGGUUGAACUUUGCAUGCAAGCUGGAGCUCAAGUACCUCGCAGAUAUAAACCUAUGAUGAGGCUUGACAUUAUAGUCCCUGAAAGUGAGGAGGCCAGCUUAGUUGCAUGAUCUUCAGAUUUAUUGAUAAUCCAUUUUUGGUGCUUUGUAUCUUUUAACUUUGUAUAAUUUGUUCAUAUUCUUAUUCCAAUGUACCUAACCAAAGAUGAAGAAGCCAUAUUCAUUACUUCAUUUUUAGAGGCAGGACCUUGGCCUCGGUUUAGUAAAAUUGUCUUUCAACUCCCCUAAAAUUUGUAAAGCUAAUAAAAUGGUAAAAUUUGUGCUCUGGUCCCCAAAAA
Messenger RNA from Gossypium arboreum, 1737 nucleotides. RefSeq names its product APO protein 1, chloroplastic-like. Bases 176 to 1510 code for a protein of 444 amino acids. Gene Ontology annotation, molecular function: RNA binding. The record is from RefSeq and is a predicted model, not a curated record. NCBI's taxonomy places the organism in Eukaryota, Viridiplantae, Streptophyta, Magnoliopsida, Malvales, Malvaceae. The transcript is spliced from 5 exons.